GUAGCUGUCUGCGCCAUCAUACCUCGUAUCCUGGACUUGAUCCUGAUUUCUAAACCCGGGCUUAUUUUCGUGUGCGGUUUUCCGAAUUUUCGUGCCCGUAUUUGUGGAACAUUCUCCAUUAUGAAAUUCUGCUAUUUGAUAAUUAUUUGUCUCUACCCGACAUUAAGUUUGGGAACUGGAAAGGCACAAGGUACCACGACUGGCAAGUGGUGGGGAGUUGCCUCCUCGCAACAGAAGUCAAACUUGGUUGUCAACCGCGCCGGUGUGCCAGUCGUCGUCGACCAGACACCUUUAAACAAGAAACAGAGAAAACUGAUUCGACUACACCCUGGCUCUCUUUCUGCAAUAACCAACUCUGUUGGGAUGUCAAAGACCGAAUGCAAAUGGCAAUUUAAAGAGAGGAGGUGGAACUGUCCCACAAAUAAAAAUGACAGGGGAGGACGAAAUUUAUUUGGGAACAUUCUCGAAAGCGGUUGCCGUGAAACAGCGUUUAUCUAUGCAAUAACUGCGAGCGCAGUCGCCCAUUCAGUAGCGAGGUCCUGCAGCGAGGGCAGUAUCGAGACGUGUAACUGUGAUUACGAGAAACGUGGCAAAGGCGGGAAAGGCUGGGAAUGGGGAGGCUGCAGUGACAAUGCUGAUUUUGGUUCCAAUUUCUCCAGAAAAUUCGUAGAUGCAGGCGAAAAGGGAAGAGAUCUGCGAUACUACAUGAAUAAACACAACAACGCAGCCGGUCGAAGGAUUGUUACAGACAACAUGAGACGGGAAUGCAAGUGCCAUGGUAUGUCUGGAAGCUGUCAGGUAAAGACAUGUUGGAUGAGGCUGCCAACUUUCAGGGAAGUAGGCGAUAUACUGAAAGAACGAUUUGACGGAGCCUCGCAAAUUGCCCAGACGAACAAUGGCCACAACAGAGGAACCCGACGAAAGAAACGAAUCAAGCACUUUGAAAGUGCCGACCCGCAGCACAAGCACCCUACCGCUUCGGACCUAGUGUACUUUGAAGAAUCACCCGAUUUCUGUGAGCUGAACAAGAAAGUGGGCUCGCUUGGAACGAGGGGGAGACAGUGUAAUAACACCUCAAUUGGAAUAGACGGUUGUGAUUUACUUUGCUGCGAACGAGGCUACAGGAGCGAAAUCGAACAAGUGACUGAGAGAUGUAGCUGCACGUUCCAUUGGUGCUGUCAGGUCAAAUGUGAGACUUGUGUCACACAGCGAACGGUGCAUACGUGUUUGUGAAUAGUUGUAGUAAACUAUAGAAAGCACAAGUAAACAUAAACGGCUAUGCAGAGAGCGUGAGAUGUCGUGUAUAUGUGUGGAAUCCAAGUAUCCAUUGCAAACCCCCAUCAUGCAUUGCGAUGGUACUGACAGAAUUCCUCCAGGCGUUCAGAUCGGCUUAAUAUAACAGAAACAGUUUCCUUCAUUUCUAGAAAGGAUCUAACGAAGCAAGUAACAACAGUAUAUUUUUAAAUAUAUAUAAACCUAAUGUUCGGAGCAAAGAUUAAAUAUAUUGAGUUGAGCUGCCGCUCAUAUGUUAGCAUAUGCAUUCAGAUGGGAAAGCAAACUUCAGUUGUAAUGUCCUGUAUGGCUUCACAGUUAGUGUGAUCACUUCUGGAGAGUGCCCCAUAAUCGGACCAGACAAUUAUAUAUAAGAUACAAAGUUAUGGGUCACAUGCGCAAAAUCUGAGAUGUUUUUUUUUUUUACUGAUCGGAGAGGGAAACAUGAUUGCACAUCCUCGAAUUGUUGUUCAGAGGGCAUGUCAAUUAAUGCUGGGGUACCAACUGGUCGGUCAAUCAUUCUACCUUUGAUUGAUAAGCACCAAUAUUUCUCUGGAACUUUGUUAGUACCUGCGAUUUUAAUUGAUGAAUUCAUCCGAUUUUGGUCAAUAUGUAAGUAAAAAAAAUAGUUCUAUCUCAAUAGCUAGUUACAUGGUUGCAUGAGAAUCAACAAGUCGAACGUUAGCAAUAGAACUGUUGACAUUAGAAAUGGUUAUUUACAAAAAGCUGUUACAAUUUGCAUUCUAUGCUUUGGCGUUCAUUUGUGUAAAAUACGUCAAGAUCUUAAUAUGUAUAUUUUUUGGUAUUUGCUAUCUAUAUUCAGUGUAGAAGAUGGCAUAUAUUCGUAUGUAUGCUCCUUGAUCAACUUUGGCUAGUCCUAAUAAAUAUUCAUGAAGUGUGCUAUA
Molecule: messenger RNA, 2177 nt
Organism: Saccoglossus kowalevskii
Lineage: Eukaryota; Metazoa; Hemichordata; Enteropneusta; Harrimaniidae
Gene: Wnt1
Product: wingless-type MMTV integration site family, member 1
Biological process (GO): multicellular organism development; canonical Wnt signaling pathway; cell fate commitment
Cellular component (GO): extracellular region
Molecular function (GO): cytokine activity; frizzled binding
Source: RefSeq, marked provisional